AUGGAAUUUAACAUAGAUAACUAUAAGUUCAACAAUGCAAAAACUCUGGACAAAAGUACGCUGGCCUACUCUCCUAAGUUUGGCAAGGGGAUCAACGAGACCAUCUCCAGCGUACACAUCCCUGUGGAGAUAUACUAUGGAGAUAAAGAUAUCCUGAAUGGCCUGAAGUGGACAGAGGGACUGGACGACGUAUGGAAGCAAAAUGCAGAGGAUGAUCCAAAUCUUCUGUGGCAAUACUUUGGAGGGCAGAAAGGGUUUUUACGUUCUUACCCAGCCAAUGCAUGGACUGAAGCCAAGCCUGAUCUGUAUGAUGUCAGACGUCGUCCUUGGUACACACAGGGGUCAAGUUCACCCAAAAAUAUGAUGAUAUUAGUAGACACGAGUGGAAGUACUACAGGGGAAGCUCUGCAGCUGAUGAAGGAAACUGUAAAACAGUUGCUGGAAACACUGGGGGAGAACGACUUUGUGGCAGUUGCAAAUUACUCCAAAACUGAAGAAAUCCAAGACACUGUGCGGUACGUGUCAGAAUGUUUCCAGGGCUUUGUCCAGGCCACACACAGGAACAAACAAGUCCUGAAAGAGGCGGUGAUGGAUCUUCAGGCCUCUGGGAUGGCAAAAUGGGAGGACGCUCUGGAAUUUGCUUUCAAAGCUUUCAAAGAGUUUGAACAAGAUGAGAAAAACAGCAGCAUGAAUAAUGUUGGAGCAGACUGUAAUCGAAUCAUCAUGGUAUUGACAGAUGGAGCCACUGCCAAAGACGAAGCAGCCACUGUGUUGAACAGAGAAAAUCCUGACAAGCAGAUUCGCAUAUUUACUUAUGCCAUUGGUAAGACAGCUGCUGCCAUAGAGGCUGUCAGGUGGCUGGCCUGUAAGAACAGAGGAUAUUUCUCAAAGAUACCAGCAAUGGGAGCCAUCAGAACCACAGUACAGGAGUUUUUCACUGUUUUGAAUCGUCCACUGGCACUGGCAUACAAACAGUUUUCGGGAUGGACCAGUGUUUAUGAAGAUGCUUUGGGUCUAGGGAUGAUGAUAACACUGACAUUACCAGUAUACAACAGAAGCACGGACUCAAAUAACCAGACCAUCCUUGGUGUAAUGGGUGUGGAUGUGACCACUGCAGAAAUGGAGAACAGCACUCCAUGGCAGAAGCUGGGUCCAAAUGGCUAUGCUUUUGCUAUGAAUUGGAAUGGCUAUACAGUCUUUCAUCCAAACCUCAAGGCGCAGCUUGGUUACUUGAAAGAUCCUCCCAAUGUGGACUUCCUGGAAGUUGAACAUGAGAACCCUGCAAAGAUUGAGCUGAGAAAGAUGAUGAUCAACAACCUGACAGGGAAUGCAAACAUAGAAACAUUUGUCAUUUCUAAAGAUUUGAGGUACGCCAGUGAGAAAAACAGGCUAUAUUUCUACACGGGGAUCCCCAACAGUACCUUCAGCCUGGGGCUGGUCAUGCCAGAUUACUCCAUAGUUUAUCCUGAGGUCACAGGAUAUCAAGCUAAGCAAUUAUUGGAGCCAAUUGUUGCUGAUGCAGACCAAAUGCAGCAGGGAGUUCAUGCCCCUUUAUGGAUUUGUAACUCAAAGGACAUUGUUGUUGACAAUUAUAACAAUACCAAUGACACGGAGACCUUUCCUCCAAACCCAGUCAGGGACAUGGUGAAUGGGAGCAGUUCUUGCAACGACCAUCUUGUCCAGCACUUCCUGUGGGACUACGUGACAACCCAGAAUGUCACUGAACAUUGGAAGGCCUUGUCUCAGGCAUACAAGUCUGCCACAGAGGUUGUCUUUGUUUCCACAAACAGUGGACUGACCAGGCUUUAUCCUCAUAAUAUGACAGAACAGCUUCUGAAUAUGGCCAACCCUCGUGAGAACCAGGAAUACAAGAGGGCAAUUGAUGAGGACCAUGUGCUUUUCUCAGCGCCUUACAAAGCUGUAAAGGACAAUGACCCCAACACCACUGGUCCAGUGGUCAGUGUCAUGAAGUCCAUUAGCAUGACGGAAAAGGGUGGCAAUACAUAUAAACCAGCAGUGGUUGGAGCCAAGAUGCACCAGACAUACUUGACUGAAUUGAUGAACAAUACCAGCCAAGGACAGUGCUCUGAUCUCUCUUUGACCCUCUUCUGUUAUCUCAUUGAUGAUGGAGCAUUCAUUGUGUCAACCAAUCAGGAAAAAGAUGAGAUUGGACGCUUUUUUGGUGCAACAGAGCCGGCCCUGAUGAUGGAACUCUAUAAUGGAUCUAGUCCUGUUUAUAACAGGGUACAGAACUAUGACUGGCAGGGUGUAUGUAAACAGCUGCAACUCAAAACAAGUGCUGGACCAAGAUCGUUCUUCAUUCCCAGCAUUCCAGUGUUUGAAAUGCUGACAGUGAAAUGGUGGACAAGCAGUGUGAUGUGGGCAUACUCAAAUUUCAACUUGUACAAUUGGAUAUUUGAAUCAGCAAAGAGUUUUGCAUAUGCCCAACAAGACCCAGGAGAUGGUGGCAGCGAGAAGAAUGAGAGUUGCGUUACGGAGCAAGUUCAAUACUACUUCACAGAUGUCACAUCACUUUAUUCUGAACUUGUCUGUGAAAACUGCACAAGGCAGUACUCUGUGGAAAAGAUUACUGGCACCAAUCUUCUGCUUGUGGUAGCAGAGCCCCCUUGUGGACCAGAAUGUGACCCCCUGUCUCCAGAACCCAAGAGAGGCCCAUAUGACACACGUGAAGACCCAGACGUUCCAGCAGGUGGUCCUGGUGUGUGUGAAGCAUCGCGGUCACCAAGGUAUCGCCUGCGCCCACAGGGUUGCUAUGACUUCGAUGAUAGGGAGGAAUAUGACAAGUGCCGAGGCUGCGGAUUGAUGGCUCCCAGCAUCCUCUUCAUCCUUUCGAUACAGCUUGCCGUGUCCUUGCUUGGUAGGGUACUUCAACAAGGCUGAGGUCUGUAAGGAUGCCCUGUGAUGGAGGCAUGUAAGGAAAUCAGGAAUUGGGAAUCGUCAAUGCUGUGGUCUGGAUGUAGAGAAAAGAGGAGAUGAAAAUAACCAAAUAUGUGUACCAGUAAGGCAUUUUGAUUGAGUUCUUCGCAAAGACGUGAAACUUUUGAUAAAUUUUUGUCUUUAUUAACAAACCCCACCACAAAAUGUGCACCAGUAUUGUGCUGUUCCCUAGUUCUAAUAGAACACCAGAGGGCUACACAUACACCAUUAAAAAACACCAAAUGGCAGCCUUUUUCUCAAUUACGGAACAGUAGGUAUCACCACAGUGGAGAAAGGAAUUUUAACACUAGAUGUCACUAUAUGUAAUUUUGUCUUCUCACCACAUUCCCUUCUGUCAUUUCUGACAGUGAUAAUGCCUGAUGUUGUAAUGAUAAAAAGUUAAUGAUAGAAAAACUAAUAUAUCAAAUUCUAAUGCCAGAAAGCCCAAAACUAAUCGAAAAAUUGUUUACAAAGUCAUCAUUCAAGUUAUCCAGGAUUUAAAUAUAUAAGAUGUGUUGUGAGUUAUCUUUUUGUUUUCUUUACAUUGUACUCAGAUUAAUUAGACUUGUGGGAAUAUCAAGCAAACCUACAUUGGGUGCCUAUUUUAAUGAAUGGUAUAAUAUUGAGUAUUAUUAGUAUACUUUCUAAAGAAAAUUGAAUAUCCUCUUGGAAAAGUGAAGACAUGCUGUUUAUAUGGUCACUGUGAUGGUUGUAAUGUUGUAUCAGCAGUCUUUUUCUCAAACAUAGUGUUUGUACAUGUAGAACAUAUUUUCACCAUAAAUAUGUCAUAUUUUUAUACAUUUAGGCAUAGGAAAGUAUACCAUUUUUACAUAGAAAUACACUGUCUGUUGUGGUCACAAAUAUGAAAGAUCUGUAUGUUAUUUAUCUUAUUUGUCUUAACACAAUUAGCCAUUUACUUGAUAAAUUUUUUUAUGACUUUAAUUUUGGCAUUGAGCUCUAACAGUGGUCCCAGUUUACCUUCAUGUAUUAUAAUGCAUUGUGAUCUAAUUGAUUGGUUUAUAUAGCUAAUUUUUGAAUGUCUAUUAUGCUGUGUAUUUGAUUUUAUAUAUAAGUAAUGGAAUUGCAUUUCUAGUAUGGCACAAAACCAGAUUACUGUACAAGGUCAGAUCCAAACACCCCACCCACCUCAACCAACACACACACACACACACGCACACACACACACACACACACCUGAUAUCAUUGUCUUUUCACAUGACUUUUGUACAGUAAAUUUAACUCUUUUACCUAAAAUAUUAACAUUUUAAGUUAUUUUUUCUUUCAUUUAGUGAUUAUUUCAGGAUUGGUCAAUAUAAUAUAUUAUAUUAGUGAAAUUUGUGAAUUGGAAGGCUAACAUAAUUGUCAUUUGAGACAGUAGUUUAAACUGCUGUAUACAUAUUUUUCGAUCAAGAACUAAGUUGUAGCUUAAACUUAGUUAACUGAUCAUAAUGUAUCGCAUCUCUUGGUGGGACAGAAAAAAAAAUGAUAAAGCUACAGAAUCUCAAGUCAUCUGUGAAGAAAAAAAUUCUUUAAUAA
Molecule: messenger RNA, 4473 nt
Organism: Lingula anatina
Lineage: Eukaryota; Metazoa; Brachiopoda; Lingulata; Lingulida; Lingulidae
Product: voltage-dependent calcium channel subunit alpha-2/delta-2-like
Cellular component (GO): voltage-gated calcium channel complex
Molecular function (GO): voltage-gated calcium channel activity
Source: RefSeq, a predicted model, not a curated record